This is a messenger RNA of Helicoverpa armigera (cotton bollworm), 3861 nucleotides long. It is a transcript of the gene Jvl, whose product is annotated as javelin-like. Lineage: Eukaryota; Metazoa; Arthropoda; Insecta; Lepidoptera; Noctuidae. The record is from RefSeq and is a predicted model, not a curated record. Gene Ontology annotation, molecular function: transcription factor binding; ATP binding. The coding region runs from base 771 to 2375 and encodes 534 amino acids. The transcript has 6 exons. Gene Ontology annotation, biological process: regulation of DNA-templated transcription.
CACACGCAACAUUCGAGGAAACCAACCCAGCUGACACAAGCGCUGUCAAGAAUUCUUACCUUAUACCAAGCACUGUAAGAUUCAUAUCCGCAUGCACGAAAUGAGCGGUUAUGGGCUUGUGACUCUGGUACGUCAUAAUCGUUCUUUCUCUUUUUUCCGAGCUCGCACUACUGCCUUCUAGCCAGUACGGUAAAAGCUUUGAAGAGACACGGACUGUCACGUAGUGACGUUAAGCUGAACCCGUAACCGAACCCGAGCAUAUCGAAUAAUUGCCGACGUGAUCUGUUACGAUUGCAGUAAUAACUGUCCAUUCCAAUCAUAUUAAAGUGCCUUAAGUGAUUAGAUUAAUCGAUUAAAUACGUAAAAUAUAACAAAGUUUGACAAACUUCAAAACGGCAAGUAUUGUUUUCAAAACAUAUGAUUAGCGACAUGUCACCAAAGGAGUUGUGACUGAAACAGGGAGCGUUGACAAUUAAAUUGUGAGUGCGUGUGUUGGAUACGGCCCAGUGAAUCGCCGGGCCCAUCUCGUGUGUCUUCAGUGUUAAGUUACAGCUCGCGGUAUCAUUUCUAUUGAGGAGCAAGUGACUGAUGGAGAAUUAUUGUGCUUGUAUAAGGAAGGUGGCUGUGAAGAGCGGGCGUCAUGCUGGCCCGCCAGCUUGUGUCUAGUGUUCGCAGACUCCGGCAAAACGGCGGCUACGGAGACAGCCCCGGUACUCGCACCACAGACGGGCGGUGCAGACAGCGCCAGCGGCGGCUCAGGUGGUUCGGGCAUGGAGUGCCUGCAACUGCGCUCGCCGCCCGGACCCUUCCACUACCUCAUCUCGGAGCAGGCUAAGUCCCUCGUCGCUUUACAGGAACUCCAGAAUGAAGUCGGUGCUUUACUUGAGUUUCGCGACCUCGUCAUCGAGACAUUCCCAAACCUGCGCUCCAAAAUGGCGCCUUCGACGCCUGCGAGUGGCACACGUCGCGACUGGGAGCCGGGGGUGCGCGUGCGCCGCAAGCUGGCGGCCGGCGCCGGCGACGCCACCCGCGCCAAGCCGCAGCCCUCCGUGCAGGACUCCGGUUUCAGCACCGAGACCUCCUGCGGCAAAGACGCGCACUCGUCCUCGGCCUCCGCCUCUGCCUCCGCCACACGAUCUCGCCCACUCGAAGACGAGCUGUGGGCGUUGCUCGAUGUCAUCCAGAGAAAAGGAAUGCGGCUACGAGACGAAGCAGAACAGCUGCGCGGGGAACUCGACGAGCGACAACCCGCCGAAACCGUGGAGGAGUCGUUUGCUCGAGCGCUCAAUGACACCGCGUGCGCCGACUGCGCCGACACGGGCCGCCUGCGCGCCGAGCGGGACGCGCUGCUGCUGCGAGCGGCGCAGCUGGAGGCGGCGGCGGCGGCCAGCCCGCCCGCGCCCGCGCCCGCCACGCCGCUGGGCCGCCUGGACUCGGCGCUGGAGACGCCCUCGCGCCCGCCGCGCGUCGCCACGCCUGACUCCAAGAAGUUCGCGGCGAUUCUCCUCGAGAGCAAUCCUGUCGAACUUCAGAGGCAGUUGCUCACGUCUACCGUUCAAAAUCAGGUAUUGAGCGAACGCCUGAGACGCGCGGCCGCGCAGCGCUCGCUGUUGUUGGAAAGAUUGGAGCGUGCGCAAGAUUUCAACGAAGACCUCAAAUUCAGAUUGGAGGAAAAGAGUAUCGAGCUAGAGGGUGCGCGCGCCCGCGUGCGGCAGCUGGAGCGCGCGCACAGCCCGCGCGAGGCCGACACGCGCUCCGCCGGCACGCGCUCGGCGUCGCCCGCGCACGCGCACUCCAGCAUGCGCGACAUGGAGCCGCUGUGCAUGCCGGACGACGACUCGCGCCUGGCCGACACGCCGCGACGCCGGCCGAGCCGCAUCCCGCUGCACACGCGCGGGCCGGCGCGGCCGCCGUCGGCACACUCGGUCCGGUCGGGCCGCUCGGCGGCGUCGGGCCGCUCGGGGCCGCGGGCGGCGCCGCGACGCUCGCCGGCCGCGCCGGACCCGAAGAGAGACGACGAGCCCGAGUGGCGCUCGGCCGCGCUGGCCGCCGAGUACGUCGCGCGCACCGACCGCCUCGCGCCGCUGUUCCCGCGCGCGCGCCCGCUGCCGGCGCACCUGCCCGCCUACCCGCCGCACGUGCCCGCCUACCCGCCGCGCCUGCCCGACUGCCCGCCGCGCCUGCCCGACUACCCGCCGCCCGCCGCCCCGCACCCGCACCCCGACCUCGCCUCCGAGCUGCAGCGCUCGCUGCUCUACGCGCCGCAGGACCACCACCUCUGGAACGGUAAGCCGCAGCAGUACUUCGAAAGCAUGCACUACGGCGAGCGCCCGCCCCACGACGCAGACUACGACAGCGACUCGCUGCAGCCCUGAGCCACCUCAGAGGGCGUAGUGCUACUCCACAAGUUAAACGUUACCGAUACGCAUCGUCACACCAAUUAAUCAUGUAGCAUUUACUUUUGAAAACGUUUGUUUCAUUCAAGCUGUCAUUAGCUUAGUCGUUUUAUAAACGCAGUCACUCACGAAAUAGUGAUCGUUAUAAUCCGACAAAAUGGAUCAAAUCACAUGAUGUACAUACAAAUCUAUUCUACUGAGUGAUGAUUACGUAUCGAUAACGUUAACUAGUGAAACUCACACUAAGCCCUCUGCUCUGCUUGCACUCUCAUGUGCGGUCGCAAUCAUUCCAUUCUUCAAGGGUGGUCAUGUCUCGAGUGAUCUGUGAUAAAUAUGUCACCGUUUUGAAUGUUAACUUUUUUGAAUCAUCUGUUCGUAUUACACGACCCCUCGAUGGGCAAUGAGUUUAUUUAUUUUCUUCAUUUUACAAAAACCCGUUUUAAAUCUAAUAUGUAAGUGUUAUACCUACAUCAUUAAAAUUAGAAUAAAUUUUCCAUACUAUUAAUACUUAUAUAAUUUUAUUAAUGGCUUCCGUCUUUACUGUUACUGAGCCGAAAAGACAAUGUUUGGAUUCAUGAAAUGAUAAAUAUAAAUAUGUACUCACUAGAAAUCUUAAAUGGGUUGAUUAUAUAAGAAUUUAUUAUAAUUUGUUCCAUUUGUCUUGAAAGUAUUACAUGAAUUGAUGAAAUCUACAAAUAAUGGUAGCUACUUUAACAUAAGUAUUUUCAUUCCUAAACCUGUAAGGACAGACUGUAAUUAUUUAAUGUAAAUUGAGUGAGAGCUUGGAACGACUGUUAGCAAGGCUGUGAAACACUGAAGUGUGCUUGAACUUGUUUCUGAUGUAAUCGAUGAAAUCAGAAGUAAUAAAAUAUAGUGCUUAGUUAACGUGUGUUGCGGUUCUAGACAUACUAUUGUUGUUAAACAUAUUCCAAUCGUCCAGUGGUGUACGUCCUAUGAGACAACGCGUGACUGCCUUUGAGUUAUAAGAUUACGAUGUUAAUUCCUUUUACUAGUGUACAUUUCAUAACGGCGGACUUAACAAAUAGUAGGAGACUGAUUUUGUAUAAAUAAAAAAUUAGAAAUGCUUUACCAAUGUAGGAAAUCUCCAUUCAAAUGACCGUUAUUUGGUAAUUCCUUCUCUGUUUUAAGAAUAAUGUAUAAUAAUGUACUACCAAUUAAGCUCUUAAAGAUUUAAACUUAUAAUAAUAUACCAAUUCUAUAAUGUAAAUGGCUGUAUUUUAUGUAAUUAAGAAUAAAUGUCUAGAUUAGUUAUUAUGUCGACUGUUAAUUGUACAGCAUUCGAUUAUACUAUUAGAAUUUGUAAAUUAUUAAGCCAUUACCUACCUAUUAUUAAGAUACUCAUAAAUCUAUCUAGUUAGCUUGAAUCUAGUUGAUGACUUAUUAUGUAAAGUGUACAGAAAUCAUAUCAUUAUAUACAGAUCGUAAAUAAAAUUGUUCAUAUCAA